Messenger RNA from Nilaparvata lugens (brown planthopper), 889 nucleotides. It is a transcript of the gene ND-B17, whose product is annotated as NADH dehydrogenase [ubiquinone] 1 beta subcomplex subunit 6. The coding region runs from base 271 to 783 and encodes 170 amino acids. Gene Ontology annotation, biological process: mitochondrial electron transport, NADH to ubiquinone. The record is from RefSeq and is a predicted model, not a curated record. The transcript is spliced from 3 exons. Lineage: Eukaryota; Metazoa; Arthropoda; Insecta; Hemiptera; Delphacidae.
UUAAUAGAUGAAUGAUAGAUAGUUUUAAAAUUUCAUGGAUAAAUUAUUUUUCAAGAUAGACAACAGUCACAACUGUACACACAUAUGAUCCAAUGAUCAAGCAGGCACAGAUGCUGAUUUAAUACCAGCUGAUUAAAUACCAAUCCAUUUUCGUUUUUGGAUGCAAUGUCAGUGUGAGUGCUGAGUGAAGGUUAUUAGUGUACAUUUGAUCAAUUUUAUAUCAUUGGCAGUAUAAUUUAAUAGUAUCUUUCUUUGAACCAUUUUUCAAAUAUGGGGUACCACGAACCACAUGGAUUUGAAACCCUUACAGGGGGUGUAAAAGCCAUGAAUUUGGAGGGUCGAUUGGGUCGUGAAAGAGAAAGACUUCUUGGUAUGUCUCCUGAGGAACGACAGUGGAGGAAGCAAUGGGUUAAGGACCAACAUUUAUCUCCAAAUGAGCCGAGAUUUGUUCCAGAGCUGUACAAAGAAUUAAACAAUCCCCUAAGACGCCUGUAUAGAAAACCACUUGAUAUGCUGUUUGAACCUCUUCAGGGAGUUUUGGGGAAGCAGAUGGCUCUAAAUGUUCGUUAUAUAACUGGACGCUUUUUGAUGUUUACCUUCGCAGGAUUUUAUGGAGCUUAUUGGCUGAAAUACAAUGCUCAUACAUGGGAGACAGCAAAAGGUUGGGACACCACAUUGACCCGUCCCAGCAUUCUGCCCGGCGAACCCGGUUUCCCGUGGGUGUCACAAAAAUCAAAACCUUCUGAUUACUAUGACAAGGGAUUCAAAGAUUCUCCAAUCUAGAAUGGGUUUUGAAAGUAGAAUAUCAAUCUUCUAAUGCUUAAUGUCAGCUGCCAGGUGCUGAACAUGUUAUAGGUAAUUAUAAUAAAUAAAUAAUGUUUGUAUGUUA